Molecule: messenger RNA, 2547 nt
Organism: Bemisia tabaci
Lineage: Eukaryota; Metazoa; Arthropoda; Insecta; Hemiptera; Aleyrodidae
Gene: Rs1
Product: Dead-box helicase Rs1
Cellular component (GO): cytosol
Molecular function (GO): nucleic acid binding; ATP binding; RNA helicase activity
Source: RefSeq, a predicted model, not a curated record
GAGUAUUGAAUUGACCAUUGAUUCAAAUUUCAGUAUUUAUUUACUUCAUUUCAUUGUAAAUUAACUGCGCGGGUUGGAGUUAGUUUGUGGUAUUUCACUUUUAUAUAUAGAGUAACUGUUAAUCUGUUCAAUAAUGAAGAAGAAAUCUGCCAAAAUGUCUAUGAUGCAGAAAAUCGAUACACUCAAAUCAUUGGAUGAAAAUGAACAAGUGUCGGACUACUCAGACGAAUCGGAUGACAACGAAGAUUUUCAACCGAAGAAGAAAAAAGUUCAGAAGAAAUACUUCGCUCCGGACUUUCAGUUUGUAUCCUCCGCCAAAGAGUAUAACAAGGAUACCUGGGAUGAUUUAACAAAGUAUGUCCGUCGCAAAGUCAGGAGUAAAACAGAUGAUAAGAUACAAAAAGCUCGAAGAAAUUUAAAAGGCGUGGCAGAAGAAGAAGAUGAGAUAGAAGAAGAGAACAAUGCCGAUCCUGAACUUUCUAAUCUAAGAAAAGGCAAAGAUUCAGAUGAUGAAAUAGUUCUUUCAGAAGAUGAACUGAAACAUGAUGAUAUUAAAUUGAAAGAGAAAUUAAUCGGUAAGAAAAAACGAAAAAAAUUAGCGGCUCAGAGAAAGUUCCAAGAUAGUGAUGACGAGAAUCACAAUGGCAUAACAGUGGAACAGGAAGAUGACGAAAAUGAUGAAUUCUUCGAUGAUGCUCCUCCUUUCGAUGAAAAUACUACGUUUUAUCAAAUGAAUUUAUCCAGACCUUUAAUGAAGGCUAUUGGUCAGCUAAAUUAUGUUCAACCAACACCUAUUCAAGCAGCAACAAUUCCCACGGUUCUCCUUGGUCGAGAUGUUUGUGGUUGUGCAGCGACUGGUACAGGAAAAACUGCUGCGUACAUGUUACCUGUUCUUGAGAGAUUAUUAUUCAGACCUGUGAAUGACACAGCUGUAACAAGAGUCUUGGUGUUGGUUCCUACUCGAGAACUGGGUGUUCAAGUGUACCAAGUGUCCAAACAAUUAGCUCAGUUUACCAGUAUAGAAAUCGGUCUGUCAGUUGGUGGCCUUGAACUUAAAUACCAGGAAGCAGUUCUCAGGAAAAACCCAGAUAUUGUCAUUGCCACUCCUGGUCGUUUAAUCGAUCACUUGAAAAACACGCCUUCAUUUACUCUAAUUGAUGUAGAAAUUUUGGUACUUGAUGAAGCUGAUAGAAUGCUGGAUGAAAAUUUCAAAGAUCAGAUGACAGAAAUUAUCAAAAUGUGCUCUAGAACUCGUCAAACUUUAUUGUUCUCCGCCACAAUGACAGAAGAAGUUCAAGAUCUAGUUUCUCUUUCCCUGACAAAACCGGUCAAAAUUUUUGUUGAUAGUAAUAAGGAUGUUGCAUUUAACUUAAGGCAAGAAUUCAUUCGAUUACGGAAAGAUAAAGAAGAUGAUCGUGAGGCAAUUUUAGCAGCUUUAGUUUGCAGAACAUUCCGGGAUCAUACAAUUGUGUUUGUCGCCACAAAAGCUCAAGCACAUAAAGUUCAUAUUCUCUUGGGACUAUUAGGACUUAAGGUUGGAGAGUUACAUGGAAAUUUAACUCAGCCACAACGUUUGGAGAAUCUGAAGAAAUUUAAGGAUGAAGAAUUAGAUAUAUUAGUAGCUACAGAUGUUGCUGCCCGUGGUUUAGAUAUAAGAGGAGUAAAAACUGUGAUCAAUUUUAUGAUGCCAACUGGAGUUGACAAGUACAUUCAUCGAGUCGGUCGAACAGCUCGUGCUGGCAGAGCUGGUGUAUCAGUCUCCAUUGUCUGCGAGAGUGAGAGGAAAAUUUUCAGAGAAAUCGUGAAAAGAGCCAAGAACUCUGUUAAGAGUAGAUCUAUCCCUCAAGAUAUCAUCGACAAGUAUAAAGAACGCGUCUCUGCAUUAAGUCCUGAAGUAGAAAAAAUAAUGAAGGAAGAAUAUGAAGAGCGGCAAUUGGCUAAAGUAGAAAAUGCAGCAAAUAAGGCUGAAAAUCUUGUCAAAGGCAUUGAAAAACCUAGAGACUGGUUUCAAACUGGUCAAAAAAGGAAAAAAGCCAAGGCUGACCUACGAAGGAAAAUCAGAGAAAAACGAGCAGAAAUGGAAGCCUCUCGUAAAGGUAAAAAGUCCAAGAAAGUUGUGGAUCCAGAGACAAAGAAGCUGCUAGCGGAACAAAAAGUCCAUGCUAAAAUGGCCAAAUCUCAAAUGAAACGGAAAAAAGUAACUGCCUAUCGAGAGAAGUCAACUUUCGGUGCUAAUGGGAAGCAAACAAAUACAAAGAAAUCAUACUUUGAUGAUGCCUUCACUAAUACAAGUAAAAAGUCUGCUGAUAAAUUCCGUGCGCCAGCCAAUCAGAAAAUCAAGAUCUCUAAAGCCAUCGCAAAAAAGAACAAGGGAAAAGUUUUUGGCAAGCCUACUCCCAAGAAAAACCCUUUUCUUUAAGUGUAGCAUAAGUAGGUAAUACAUUUUUGCCAAGUCUUGUAAACUAUCAUGUGUAGUUUAUUUUUAUAAUUGAUCAUAUCUAAGUUUGUAAGUAUGUAUACUUUAAAUAAAUGCUGUUACAUAUUUAA